UUCAGGAGCCCGGGCGGGGGUGGGCGUGGGGGCUCGGCGCUGGAGGGGUGCUUGGCACCCGAGAGGGCAGCCGAUAGGGUUAGCGACCACGGAGGCUCCGGCCCCGGGCCAUGGAGAGGGUGUCCAGCAAAUAGGAUCGGGUCUGAGUGAUUGACCACGGGGCCCGGAGGGUCCAAACCUGGAGCGCAGCCUGCACCCUCCACCACCCGCCCUUCUGGAAUGUCAGAACUAAGCCAAGAGGCAGGUGCACCGGGAAAUUGUGACUGAGCCUUCUUGGCAGAAGAGAAACUGAGUCACCAGUCCAGGAACCGCAGGCUGCUGCCGCUCACCCCGUGUCUUCUGGCUGCUUCCCUCUUUGCUGCCCCUCCACACAGGCUCCUCUUGUCCUCCUCCUGGGGCCCAUCAUGAAUGGUGCCCCUUCCCCGGAGGAUGGGGCCUUCCCUUCUCCGCCAGCGCUGCCACCACCCCCUCCCCCAAGUUGGCAAGAAUUCUGUGAGUCCCAUGCAAGGGCUGCUGCCCUGGAUCUUGCCCGCCGUUUUCGCCUCUACCUGGCCUCCCACCCGCAGUAUGCAGAGCCCGGAGCAGAGGCUGCCUUUUCCGGCCGGUUUGCUGAGCUCUUCCUGCAGCACUUCGAAGCUGAGGUGGCCCGGGCCUCAGGCUCACUCUCCCCACCUGUCUUGGCCCCACUGAGCCCUGGUGUGGAUAUUGCACCAGCCCAUGACUUGUCCCUUGAGAGCUGCAGGGUGGGUGGACCCCUGGCAGUGUUGGGCCCUUCCCGAUCUUCUGAGGACCUGGCUGGGCCCCUCCCUUCUUCAGUCUCUUCUUCCUCUACAACAUCCUCAAAGCCGAAGCUCAAGAAACGCUUCUCCCUCCGUUCGGUGGGUCGCUCCGUCAGAGGUUCUGUCCGAGGCAUCCUGCAGUGGCGGGGGACCGUUGACUCUCCCUCCCCUACUGGGCCUCUGGAGACCACAUCAGGCCCUCCAGUUCUAGGUGGGAACAGCAACUCCAACUCCUCUGGUGGUGCUGGGACAGUUGGUAGGGCGUUGGCUGGUGAUGGCACAUCCCCUGGGGAGAGAUGGACUCACCGCUUUGAGAGGCUGAGACUAAGCCGUGGAGGGGGAACCUUGAAAGAUGGAGCAGGAAUGGUGCAGCGAGAAGAGCUCCUGAGUUUCAUGGGGGCUGAAGAGGCUGCCCCCGACCCCGCAGGAGUGGGUCGUGGAGGAGGGGCUGCUGGGCUUACCUCAGGGGCAGGAGGGCAGCCUCAGUGGCAGAGGUGUCGCUUAUUGCUCCGGAGUGAAGGAGAAGGAGGAGGAGGGAGCCGCUUGGAGUUCUUUGUACCACCUAAGGCAUCCCGGCCCCGACUCAGCAUUCCCUGUUCUACUAUUACUGAUGUCCGCACAGCCACGGCCCUGGAGAUGCCUGACAGGGAGAACACGUUUGUGGUUAAGGUAGAAGGCCCUUCAGAGUACAUCCUGGAGACAACUGAUGCACUUCAUGUGAAGGCCUGGGUGUCUGACAUCCAAGAGUGCCUGAGCCCAGGACCCUGCCCUGCUAUCAGCCCCCGUCCCAUGACCCUUCCCCUGGCCCCUGGGACCUCCUUCCUCACAAAGGAUAACACAGACAGCCUGGAGUUGCCCUGCCUGAAUCAUUCAGAGAGUCUGCCCAGCCAGGAUCUGCUGCUGGGACCCAGCGAGAGUAACGACCGCCUGUCGCAGGGAGCUUAUGGGGGCCUGUCAGACCGGCCGUCAGCAUCCUUCUCCCCUAGUUCUGCCUCUAUUGCUGCCUCCCAUUUUGACUCAAUGGAACUGCUUCCUCCAGAAUUGCCCCCUCGCAUUCCUAUCGAAGAGGGUCCCCCAGCAGGGACAGUUCAUCCCCUCUCAACCCCCUACCCUCCCCUGGAUACUCCGGAAGCAGCCACAGGGUCAUUCCUGUUCCAGGGGGAGUCAGAGGGAGGUGAGGGGGAGCAACCCCUCUCAGGCUAUCCUUGGUUCCACGGCAUGCUCUCUCGGCUCAAAGCUGCCCAGUUAGUGCUGGAGGGAGGCCCUGGCUCACAUGGUGUCUUCUUGGUACGUCAGAGUGAGACAAGACGUGGUGAAUAUGUCCUCACUUUCAACUUCCAGGGCAAGGCCAAGCACCUUCGCUUGUCACUGAAUGAGGAGGGUCAAUGCCGGGUCCAACAUCUGUGGUUCCAGUCCAUUUUCGAUAUGCUUGAGCACUUCCGGGUGCACCCCAUCCCUCUGGAGUCUGGAGGCUCCAGCGAUGUUGUCCUUGUCAGCUAUGUGCCCUCCCAGCGGCAGCAGGAACGGAGCACCUCCCGUGACCCAACCCAGCCCCCUGAACCCCCUCCAUGGACAGAUCCCCCACAUCCUGGGGCAGAAGAGGCGUCGGGGGCGCCAGAAGUGGCGGCAGCCACAGCCGCAGCAGCCAAAGAGAGGCAAGAGAAAGAGAAAGCGGGCGGUGGAGGGGGCCAGGAAGAGCUGGUCCCCGUGGCUGAGCUGGUCCCCAUGGUUGAAUUGGAAGAGGCCAUAGCACCAGGCACUGAGGCUCAGGGUGGUGCUGGCUCUGGUGGGGACUUGGGGGUGUCCCUGAUGGUGCAGCUCCAGCAGCUACCACUAGGGGGCAACGGAGAAGAAGGGGGCCAUCCCCGAGCCAUUAAUAACCAGUACUCCUUUGUGUGAGAGAUACUUGCCCACCCUCCAUUUUCCUGCUCCCAGCUGUAAAUUGUUAGACUGGGCUGGGUAGGGAUAACAGAGGAAAGUGGGAGUCCCCUCCCCACAUGCUUCCUGACCCUUGUCAGCCAAGGGUGUGUAUGUUGGUACAGUAGAGGCUCAAGAGCCCCGUUAAGUCCCCAUUUACUACACUACAGGUGCCCUUGCCCCGAGGCCAAGGACUUGGGCUCCAUUACCUCCCUGAGGGGCUCUUAUGGUCAGCCCCAUCCCUGGGGGCUAUUUCCCCACUAAUAACCCCCAACCCAAGCAAGGGUGAGGGGGAAGGGCUGUCAGUUAUUUUAAGGUUGUUGUUGUUGUUUUAAACAAAAUGGAAAAGCAUAAAUAAAUAAAGGGUUUAUCUUAGUUCCAUCACGA
Molecule: messenger RNA, 3083 nt
Organism: Psammomys obesus (fat sand rat)
Lineage: Eukaryota; Metazoa; Chordata; Mammalia; Rodentia; Muridae
Gene: Sh2b1
Product: SH2B adaptor protein 1
Exons: 9
Coding region: 405-2678 (757 amino acids)
Biological process (GO): intracellular signal transduction
Cellular component (GO): plasma membrane
Molecular function (GO): transmembrane receptor protein tyrosine kinase adaptor activity
Source: RefSeq, a predicted model, not a curated record